GGUUAUCGUACUUGCAUUUUAACUUCCGCUUAGAAACUAUGUAAACUUUCACUUUGUUGAAAAGUUAUAAUAUCUUAAAACAGGACGAAGUCCUGUAUGAACGAAGCAGAAUUGAAUAAUAUGACAUAGCAAAACAAUGGCAAGAGGAUUAAGCCCAGAAUUUGUAGAAAACAGAAUCCACACAUUGACUCAUGUUCCAGUGGAAUGGAAUGUCGACUUGCGAGAUAAAUACUAUGAACUGGACUUGAAGAUGAGUCAGAUGAAAAUGCUAGUCUUUGGUUUCCAAUGGGGAGAUGAAAGUGGACCAUUGCCAAGACUAGCAAACAUCACAGACACACCAUCAAGAAUUCUCAAGUUGGAUCUGUCUUUAAAUGAACUUAUUGCAUUAGAACAUGAAGGACUGCUACCAUUUAAACAAGUAAGGGAAUUGAAUGCAUCCCUCAACAGAAUUAACAAAUUUAUUGGCAUAGAAGUGUUGAAGAAUUUAUAUUCCUUGGACUUAUCUCAUAACUCAAUAAACAAAAUAGAGAAUUUAGUUGGACUAUCCUCAUUAGUCAUUUUGAAUUUAAGUAUGAAUGAAUUAGAAGAUAUUUCAUAUAUGCCAAGCAUGGUCAGUUUGAAAGUACUGAAUCUUAACAAUAAUCAUUUGAAAUCUUUAGAUGGUGUCCAGGCUUUGCCUAAAUUAACAGAAUUAUCUGUACAGAGAAAUAAUAUCACAAAUAUACUUCCUUUAACCAGCUGCUUUCACUUACAAAUACUAAAUGCAGCAUCAAACAAAGUGAACUCUCUCCAUACAACAGUUGGUGUGCUUACUGAACUCAAAAGAUUAGAGGUCAUAGCUUUUCAUGGAAAUCCAAUUGAAAGAGAGAAAAACUACCAAACAGAUAUUUUACGCAGUUCUAAUGUAAUGACUUUGGAUAAUAUAUCAGUCAGACCUUUACCUAAAGAAAAUUUACCAAGUUAUGAUGCUGGUAGUGGCAGACAUAUACAGAAUAUAGAAACAUUAAAAGAUGCAGCAAAACAGGCUUUCCAAGAGAGAAUGAAAGAGUCAAAAGGGAGGAUGGAAGAAAAUGUUAAUUUUCUACAGAGACGAAUAAUAGAUUUACAGAAUGAGUAUGUUGAUUAUGAAAAUAAACUGAAAACAGAUUUAGAUGCAUGUGUAAGGUAUUUGGAUUCGCUCACAGCAUCAGAAGUAGGUGGAGUGGACCAUGAUCAACUUAGAGGAGCAAUAGGCACACCCAAUUCUAAACCUUGGCAUAGGAGAAAGGAAGGAAAACCAGAUUAUGGAGGAAUCAAAGACACAGACGAGUUACUUAAAGCUACACAGAAGGAACUUUUAAGACAGACUCCUGGCAUGUAAAAAUGUAAUACAUUCCUGCAAUACUUGUAUGCAGUAUCUGUUGAACUGUGUUCAUUAUUUUCUAAAGGAGAUUGAUGUUUUUCAGAUUCUGUUUUCAUGAAUGUUAAGACAAGAGAACACUUUUAUUUAUACUUGUCAUAAGCAUUGUUACUAUGCAAUAAAGUUUAUUGCUACUUUGUUUUGACUAUUAAUGUUUCACUCCACCUAUUGAAGUUUUUGACACAGUUUCAAUAUGUUUCAUCAAAUCAAGCUGUGUAACUAGUUACUAGCUGUACUGUUUGAAUUUGAUAUAACAAAUUGCAGUUGGGUCAGAAGUUUCCAAUAUGAUGAGUGUAAAACUAACAGUCAAGUCACAGUAAUUAACCAAAUUAUUAAUGCAGUACAAAUAUCCCAAAUAUCUCCUUAAUCACAAAUAAUCAAGUAUUCAAAACUCUCAAAAGUUAUGAGAGUCUUCAAAUGUGAAUUUGAAUUCUUUUUUUUAUAUUUUAUGAUUUAUUGAUGUAUGUUUGUCUGUCCUUCUGUCUAUGCUUCCAUCAGUCUGUCCCAUAAAAUUGUCUCAGGAACUGCAAAUCAGAGCUUCAUGAAAUUUUGAAGCAAGCCUUAUGAGCAUGCUACAUGCUAUGCAGUUUGAUGCCAUUUCAAAUUCAUCUUUUAUCAACUUCCUGUUUGCCAAACACUUAUAUAUUGUUACUCAUAAUUGCCAUGUAUCAAAUGUUCGUCACAUUUUUCUCAAGAACUACAGGACUUUCUGAAAUAUGGAAUCAAGCUUCUUGUGAGCAUCCUCUAACACGGGAAUAAACACAGCACAAAGGAGAAAAUUAAAAAUAAAUCACAUGGAGAAAGUAUGAAUACCUGUCUUUGAAUGUAAUGGUUCAUUUAAACUUGUGAAUUAAAAAAAAAAUGGAAAGUGUUCAUUAAAUCUAUGUCAAAUUAUUUUGAUCAAAUAAUUUUUAAAGGACAAUGGUCUCAGUUUUACCAUACAUUCCAUUUAUUUUGUUAUUAACAGUAUAUAUAAUAUAUUUCUUUAUUACUCUAGUUGUUAAAUGUCUUCCAUUUACUGCCCAGAUCAAUAGGUGAUAUGUAUUCUAGUAGAUGACUCUAUCUUAAAUAGAACCAAUCUUAAUUGAGUCAAAUUUGCAUUAAAACUGUUAUAUUAUUGGUUAUUAUUUUUUUUCCUAAUUUAUUUAUUCAUACUGCCCUUAUAUAUUUUGGCAAAGCUUUGUUAUAUAUUUAAGGCUAUGUUAGAUCUGUGUUAGUGAUGAUUUUUUUAUUGGUUUAAUUGGAUACUUUUAAUGUAUUACUGUAUGGCAGGAUCUAUCAAAACCUGUUUCUGUUUUUAAAUUUUUGUUUUAUUUAUCAGCUGCAAAAUUUAUUUAGAUAUUUUGACUUAUAAAAUUUGUUUUCAACUCUUCAUUGGUCAAAAUUAUUAUGAUGUCAAAUAUCCUUUCUGUUUUCUGAUUAUGUCUUUCUUUAUAAAACAAUAAUAGAGAUUUUAAAAUUCAAUAUUUUCAUGCCAAAGAAUAGCAAUGAGAAGUCUAUAGGACAAAUAGUUUAUUUUCAUAACCUUAUAUGGUUAUAACUGAGAUGAGUGUUGAAUAUACUGUAAUAUUGAAACCAUAUCACUAAUAAUAAAAUUAACCUCACCUUUUA
Messenger RNA from Mytilus californianus (California mussel), 3010 nucleotides. RefSeq names its product protein phosphatase 1 regulatory subunit 7-like. The record is from RefSeq and is a predicted model, not a curated record. The coding region runs from base 137 to 1360 and encodes 407 amino acids. Lineage: Eukaryota; Metazoa; Mollusca; Bivalvia; Mytilida; Mytilidae. The transcript is spliced from 12 exons. Gene Ontology annotation, molecular function: protein binding.